AUGUCUGCUGUAGCCAAACCGACGCCAUCAACAAGUGCUGGUAGCAGCAGUUCAGCUAAUGGUUCAGCAAAUCCAGCACAACCUGCUCCACCGGCCAAUGUGCAGGAGUUUAAAAUUCGUGUACCCAAAAAUCUACGCAAGAAACAUCAUGUAAUGCGUUUCAAUGCCACCCUCAAUGUGGAUUUCGCACAGUGGCGUGCCGUAAAGUUGGAACGUGAAAAUAAUAUGCGCGAGUUUAAAGGUGCCGAAGAGGAAAUGCCUAAAUUUGGUGCUGGUUCCGAAUACAAUCGUGAUUUGCGCGAAGAAGUUCGACGUAAAAAAUUCGGUAUUAUUGCCAAAAAGUAUCGGCCAGAGGCCCAACCAUGGAUCUUAAAGGUAGGUGGCAAAACUGGUAAAAAGUUCAAGGGUAUACGGGAAGGUGGUGUCAGUGAAAAUGCUGCAUUCUACGUCUUCACACACGCUCCCGAUGGUGCAAUAGAAGCCUAUCCACUCAAUGAAUGGUAUAAUUUCCAACCCAUACAACGUUACAAAUCUCUAUCGGCUGAGGAGGCUGAACAGGAGUUUGGUCGUCGCAAAAAAGUUAUGAACUACUUUUCACUUAUGUUGAGGAAGCGCUUGAAAGGUGACGAAGAGGAAGAAAAGGAUCCCGAAGAGGUUAAGGUAAAAGGUGCCGGUUCAAAGAAAUCCAAGGAACUGAAAAUUAGUGAAAUGGACGAAUGGAUCGAUUCAGAUGAUGAGUCAGAUUCGGACAGUGAUGGUGAGGAAAAGAAAAAGAAGGAUUUGGACAGUGAUGAUGAGAUGGGCAAGAAAAAGGGUAAAAAAGGAAAGGAUGGUGAAAAGAAGAAGAAAAAACGUGAUGUGGAUGAUGAGGCCUUUGAAGAGUCGGAUGAUGGUGAUGAGGAGGGACGAGAAAUGGAUUACGAUACUGAAUCCAGUGAAGAUGAACCUGACCCAGAAGCAAAAUUGGACAAAGACAUGAAAUCUGUGGCUGAAGAAGAUGCCCUACGUAAACUACUGACAUCCGAUGAGGAAGAAGAUGAAGAGAACAAAUCAGAUGAAUCUGAUAAAGAUGACGAAGAUAAGGAAAAGAAAAAGAAGGAUAAAUCCAAAGAAGAAAGCAAAGAUAAAAAGAAGAGUAAAUCUAAAGCCAAGGAUACUAAAAAGGGUAAGUUUCAACAAUAUACAAUUCUUUAAGUUAAUAUUCAAAUAUCUUGAUAAUCUUUUUUUACAGAUUCAUCAAGUGAUUUUAGUUCAGAUAGCAGUGACUCUGAGGCCGAAAGUAAACUUAAGAAGAAGGGCAAUUCCAAACCACCAAGCAAACAGAGCUCACGUUCUGCCACACCAACAUUCAAUAAUGAUGCAAACAAACGUAAAUUGAAUAGCAUGCCGGGUGAUCUUACCGCUUCGGAAAAUAGUAAUAGUCCCAUUAAUACACCAUCAAAACGUCCCAAAACGGAAUCAAUUACCCCCUCAUUGCCCUCAACCUUUGCCGGUGUGGUUAAUACAAAUAACAAAGAUGACUAUGGUAUUACCGAAGAAGCUGUACGCCGUUACCUUAUGCGUAAACCCAUGACCGCCACCGAAUUGCUAACCAAAUUCAAAAAUAAAAAGACUGGCGUUUCCAGUGAACGUUUGGUUGAGACCAUGACACAAAUUCUAAAGAAAAUCAAUCCUGUCAAACAGACUAUACAGGGCAAAAUGUAUUUAAGCAUAAAAGUUAAUAAAUAGUUAUGUUUUC
Musca vetustissima is the source of this 1738-nucleotide messenger RNA. RefSeq names its product general transcription factor IIF subunit 1 (gene TfIIFalpha). Gene Ontology annotation, molecular function: DNA binding; RNA polymerase II general transcription initiation factor activity; TFIIF-class transcription factor complex binding. Lineage: Eukaryota; Metazoa; Arthropoda; Insecta; Diptera; Muscidae. Gene Ontology annotation, biological process: positive regulation of transcription elongation by RNA polymerase II; transcription initiation at RNA polymerase II promoter. The record is from RefSeq and is a predicted model, not a curated record. The transcript is spliced from 4 exons. Gene Ontology annotation, cellular component: transcription factor TFIIF complex; nucleus.